CAAAGAAUAAGGAGGGUUUCACAAGCGAAGACGCUCUUAACAGUGGACGGCCUGAAAGCAGUAAAGAUUUAUCAUUUUAUCUACCUCUAUUUGGCUCGAACACUGGCCCAUUGACAGCGAACACACAGUAUAUUGAACUGUGAUAGCCAGAAUGGGAAGGCACGGACCUUAGGCAAGGAGCGCAUGGUAGCGGGCAGCCACGGCUCGCACGGGCCUCAUGUACCGCCGGGGAUGCAACAUCACCACCCGGGCCAGCACCCCUCCCAGCACUCACCGCACCCCUCUCAACAGACCUCACACACAGCAACCCGGCCAGCCCGUUCCCCAGAAUGGACAGAGUCCGGCCAGCAAGGUUCGCCGUCCUCGAAAGCCGCUGCCAACGACAGAGUCAAGCGUCCCAUGAACGCCUUCAUGGUGUGGUCUAGGGGGACAGCGACGAAAAAUGGCCCAGGAGACCCCAAGAUGCACAACUCUGAGAUCAGCAAACGUCUCGGGGCAGAGUGGAAGUUACUGUCCGAGUCUGAGAAGAGGCCUUUCAUCGACGAGGCGAAGCGAUUGAGGGCUCUACAUAUGAAGGAGCACCCCGACUACAAGUACCGACCCAGACGCAAGACGAAAACUUUGAUGAAAAAGGACAAAUACGCUAUACCAGGUAUGUCGCCAGCCCCAGUUCAACAGGUGGGGAGGGACGUGUAUAUGAACGGUUACAUGCCGAACGGCUACCCUAUGAUGGCACCAGACCCCCACGCCGCCUACUCCUCACAACACAUGGCCGCUCAGAUGUCGGGUUUGACCCAUGGACAGUACGGUAACUAUCUCUCAGCUCAAUCCAUGUCCCCGCAAAUGACGACGGGCUCGUACAUGCCGAAUGGCACGUCAGGGUACACUAUGUCGAUGGCCUCCAUGUCGCCUUACGCCUCAAUGCCGCAUGCCCAUUCCCAGAUGUCGCAGCUUUCACAGAUCAAGCGGGAGCCAGGCAGUGGGCAGGGGACCCCACCGGUGAUCCGCACCCCCCGGGCCCCGGGAGAUAUAGGUGAAAUGAUAAGUAUGUACUUACCUGUGGAUGCUAAUGAUCCUAACUCACAUGCAAGACUCCAAAUGCAAAGUGCUCAAUACGCUCAUCAGGUGUCGUCAGGUGAGAGCGGAGUGAACAAUACGGUACCCCUAACGCACAUGUAGAUUGGGAAGGGGCCUGCUCUUAGGUAGACUCUUGGCAGAAUUUUUUUUUUUUUUUUACAAAUUAGCUAAAAAGUACAUGUACCGUUUUACAUGCAAAAGAUGGCGGCUGACCGACGCAGAGCUUUUUUUUUUUUUUUUUACUGAUCGUGUGGUGUGAGGGGGUUGGCAAUCGACGAUGUAUGUGACAAAAAUCGGAGCGAGAAACUUUCCGAAAGUUUCCUGGAAGUUUGUGUUGUUAUUUUUUUUUUGUCGUCCGUCAUUCUGUGAAAAGUUAAACUUCACCAGGAGUGCUGACUGAACUGACACUAAUUCCUUUGAAGUCAUGGACUGAUGAGAGAGAAACAAGAGGUGAGGAACCGAAUAGAAGAAAAAGGUGGAUAGGAGCUACCUAUAAAUGGGCCCCGCAUAAAUAUAUAUAUCUAAAUAAAUAUUUAUAUAUAUAUGAUUUCUUCACCCAUCAAGCCUGCCACAGAGGAGUGUACAUAGACUUGUUCACAUUUUGACUGAUAUUGACGUAAUUUCACCUGUCCAGGAGGGGUGAAAAAAUGUCAUUCUUUUUCUGAUGACGUGAUGAUGAUAUUCAAAAAGUGCGAGACAUAUCUCUCCCUGGUGAGAUUCGAUAUAUGUAUGUAUAUAUGUUGAAUGUCUCACCUUCAUCCGAUCCUGUCCAUUUUGACAUUUCUCAUUGGUACUCAACGAAAUCAUGCAACUGGCUAACGUAAGUGUAGUCUCUGUAUACCUUUUAUCUCGCUCUCAAGAUUUCAGAGCAUAAUCUCACAUAUAGCAUAAUUGAUUUAAUUUUAUCGACAUUCCGCUCAUUUGACAUAUCCAAUUUUUCGUUUUUUUUUAUUUCACAUUCCGACACCAGCGCUGACUAGGUUUACUCAUGGGUCAGUUGACUGGUCCAUGAUUGUACUCACAUUCACCGUUUUUUGACCAAUUUUUGUACGUACAAAAUAUUGUCUUGUACACAUGGAGUGAGGCCAAUUCAACCUAUCAAUGGAUACUGAACGAGCUAUUAAGUGCGAUCAUCAGUGAGUGAAUGGAUGGAUGAUUGAUAGUGUGCAUUGAGUGAUUGAGAACGCGUAACAGUGAAAAAAAAACACGACUGAAUGUGUGAAUCUGAAGUUCUAUAUAUUAUAUAUAAAUACAAAUAUGUGUAUAUUUAGUUUAAAACUUACAGUAGAUAUUUUUUGCGUAUAUUGAGAAGAGUGGUUGUCUUGGAUAUUGUAUAGUCUUGACUGACACAAUAGAGUCCGUAUGAAAAGGGUUAACAUAGUUUUUUUUUCCAUUAUAUUUACUGUUAAACUGAUGCCUGAGCAAGAUAUUCUUGUCUUGAUUUUUAGUUUGUGCACAGUUCGACUCCGAAUAUUUUUCCGGGUUAGCUUUUUUGUACAUUCUCUCACAUUCCUGUUAUUAAAUUUUAUUUUAUAUGAAUUUUUUGUUGUUGUAGAGAUCGGACUUAGACAGUUACAUAUCACUCUGUUAAUGUGCCUAUAUAUAUCUAUUUGAUUUUUUUUAUUUUGAUGUGUUAAAUUUAAUUUAAUGGGGUAUUUGACAACCCCGCGUCGUACUUCUGAACAAACCAUUCCUAUACUCUAUUGAGGCUCCCUUCGCAACUUUACUUUCCAUUGUUACUUCGGGAACACAUAUUGAAUUCAUUUUGUACAGAAAAUACAACAUUGACCAUGUACAGUAUAUGUUCCCAGAACGACGCGUUUCAUUUUUUGAAAAAGUCAAAAAAUAAAAUUGAAAAAAAUUUCAAUGAAGAAGUAUA
This is a messenger RNA of Liolophura sinensis, 2956 nucleotides long. Its product is annotated as transcription factor Sox-2-like. The record is from RefSeq and is a predicted model, not a curated record. Gene Ontology annotation, molecular function: RNA polymerase II cis-regulatory region sequence-specific DNA binding; DNA-binding transcription activator activity, RNA polymerase II-specific. Gene Ontology annotation, biological process: negative regulation of transcription by RNA polymerase II; positive regulation of transcription by RNA polymerase II; brain development. Gene Ontology annotation, cellular component: nucleus. NCBI's taxonomy places the organism in Eukaryota, Metazoa, Mollusca, Polyplacophora, Chitonida, Chitonidae.